Molecule: messenger RNA, 438 nt
Organism: Vicugna pacos (alpaca)
Lineage: Eukaryota; Metazoa; Chordata; Mammalia; Artiodactyla; Camelidae
Source: RefSeq, a predicted model, not a curated record
UUAAGCCGGGACCCAGACCCAGGAUCUGGCGCCGCCAUGGCCUCCGGCGGGCAGCCCCCGCCGCAGACAUUGGCCUCGGAGGUAGGACCUGUCCAGCGUCCAGGCGAGAGUCCGGACGCAACGGCCCUUCGCUGUCUUCUCUCGCCGCCUCCGUGGGAAGUGUCUCUCCCCGCGGCGAGCCGAAGUUUCCCGGAGGCGUACCAGCGUGGAGCGGCCCGGCUCCCCGCACCGUCCGGGACCGGACCGAGGUUGAGGGCAACGCAGGCUCGGCAAGCUGCGCGCCCCGUCCCAGCCCUCGCUAUGUGGAAGCCACCCCCGCCGCCCCGCGACCUAGGCCAGUGCCUCCUGGAGCCGAAAGACUGGGCAGGCGCUGUGGACGAGCGCCAGCUGGACGCCCACUUGACGCAGGCCCUGGGCCGCGAGGCGCGCCUGUGGCGG